AUGACGGGACUCUUUCUAGACGAUGACGAUGAGUCUGAAAAUGAAUCUUUUUUAAUUGAAAACGUACCAAAGAUAAAGAAACAAAGAUUGGAUGAAGAAUCAUCAACAGUGGCGGACUCGGAUCUCGAUUCACUCUCGGAUUCUGAUUUCGAAGAAGUGUAUCUUCAACCACCAGAAGCAAUUCAGCAAUUUGAUCAAGUCACUAAUCAAAUUACUAAUCAGGUUACUAAUCAAGUCACUAAUCAAGUCACUAAUCAAGUCACUAAUCAAGUCACUGAUCUUCAGGGUUCUAUAGAGGGAGAUCAACACCCAUAUACAACCACACAGAAUGAAUUCAACAUCACGUUGAACCCCAUUAACGACGAAGAAGAAAAGAAAAGAAAGGAGAAAAUUAAGCAGCUAGUUCGCGAGAAACGCCAACGAAUAUCUCUUCAAAAUUUAAGCGUUAUUUCUUAUAUGCUCAAUGCAAGACAUCGGAACAAAAUACUCUCCCAUCCAAAAGUUCUCAAAUGUCUAAAGAAAUUGUUACCAGAACUGUUUUUGAAACAUUACAAAAAAUUUAAGAAGCAGUCUGAGAAAAAACACUCUCAGAAUUCUUUUCAAAAUGGUGAUCAAUUACUAAUUUACUUGCUCAAAUAUCUCAUAAAAUGGUUUAGAAAAAAUUUCAAACAUGAUUCAAAUGGACUAAGAGUAUUGGGAUACCUUCCAAAAAGCUCAGAUUCUGUUGAUUAUGCAAAGUUUUUUCCAAACAAUGCAAAACCCAUUAGUGAUGUUACCGACAUGUGUCGAAUAAUUAGGAAGUUUCAGCACAAUCGGGAUACUGGUGCCCAGUUGUUUACUGCAUUGUUAAGGUCAUUGGGGUUUGAAGCUCGACUCAUAUAUUCGUUACCGUUGCUCGAUACAUCGAAACCUUUUAUCAAAUGGCAACCCAAAGUGAAACAGGAUAUUAUCAAAGUUAAUAAAGAUAAUGACUUAUUGUACCCGUAUUUCUGGACUGAGAUGAUCAACCCGCUUAACAAUUCCGAGGUGUUGGUCAUGGAGACGCAAUGCUUUAUGCAAGAAGAACGGCAAUUGAUCAGAUUACAGAGAUUUAAAGGAACUGACAAUCUGCAAAACAACUAUACAAAUAUAUAUUAUCCCAUUCAAAGUGAACUAUCUCAAAUGUCUAUGCAUUAUGUGCUUGCUUUUUCUAAUAAGAAUCAAAUUAUGGACGUUUCGUCUCGAUAUAUGGCCAACAUCUCGUAUAGAUGGUUUAGCAAAUUGGAUCUACGGACCGAAAGCGGUAAAUUGGCUUUGUUAAUGCAAUCGACAAUCAGAAUAUUAAACGGCAACACAUUUUACAGUAAACUAGAUAAUUUAGAGCUUGACGAACUCAGAAGACUUGCAUUGACCAAUUUCAAGGUCCCAGAAACUUUUUCAGCAAUGAAGAAAAGCCCGAAUUUUACUACAGAAUCAACUUUAAGAUACAACGAAGUUAUUGUACCUGGAAGCAAGAAAGUUAGCACCGUACGUUUAGAUGGAAAAAAGAAAGCUGUAUAUUUCAGAAAUGAUGUAAUUAUUGGCAAGUCAAUUAGGCAGUGGGAAUUUUUAGGAAGAUCUGUAAAACUGGACGAAGUUUCUUUGCCAACAAAAAGCGUUCUUGCAACUCCCAAAACACUUUACAACAGACGCAUAUAUCAUCAAAAUAUGAUGGAAAACCAACAACUCAAUUUUACCAAUCUAUAUUCUUUCAAUCAAACGUGUCCCUAUAUUAAACAAAAGAUAUCACCAGAUGGGAAAUUGCCUACUAACAAAUAUGGAAACAUUGAAAUUUAUCGACCUAAUAUGAUUCCAGAAGGUUGUACAUGGCUCAAACUAUCUGAUAUUGAAAAGCAUAUUUCCCAGAAAGGUCAAAGCUCGACCAAAUUCCAAUAUGUACCUGUCGUUGUUGGUUUUGCAUUCAAAUCAGGACAAGCUUAUCCCGUGAAAAAUGGCUUGCUUACCAGCAGCAUGUUAAAAAUAUGGCUUGUUUCAAAGCUUGGAAACUUUUUCUUAGACGGUUGA
Lodderomyces elongisporus is the source of this 2043-nucleotide messenger RNA. RefSeq lists its product as uncharacterized. The record is from RefSeq and is a predicted model, not a curated record. The transcript has 2 exons. The coding region runs from base 1 to 2043 and encodes 680 amino acids. Lineage: Eukaryota; Fungi; Ascomycota; Pichiomycetes; Serinales; Debaryomycetaceae. Gene Ontology annotation, biological process: nucleotide-excision repair; mismatch repair. Gene Ontology annotation, cellular component: nucleus; cytoplasm; nucleotide-excision repair factor 2 complex. Gene Ontology annotation, molecular function: single-stranded DNA binding; damaged DNA binding.